Messenger RNA from Fusarium sp. VM40, 267 nucleotides. The record is from the annotation of a GenBank genome assembly. Lineage: Eukaryota; Fungi; Ascomycota; Sordariomycetes; Hypocreales; Nectriaceae.
AUGUCUCCUCUCGUUAGCCGCGUGGCCCGCGCCGGUGUCGCCCUUCGACCUCUCCCUGCAGUCCACCGAGGACUCCGCACUUCGAGCAUUCGUCGAGCCGCCGAGCCUUACGAGGCGAAGACUCCCAAAGACCCCCAAAACCAUAACAAGAUCCUCGGAGCUGGCGCUGUGCUCAUCGGCGCUACUUUCCUGUGGUUCUACACAGGGGGCAAAACCAAGAACCUCGAUCCCUCUGGCGAGUCUACGGGUAUUAAGGUACCGAAGUAG